CUCACCGUGUUAUUUGUUUGGGGAAAAGGUGUUAUUUUUUCCGAAAAAAAUAUGUUAACAUACUUUUUGAUUUUAUAUGGGUUAUUUUUAUAUUUGUUUUACAUGCUUAUUUCUUAAUACAUUUUAUGUAAUACAUCAUACAGUGUACUAAUACAUUAUUAUUAAUAGAUUCAUUUCUAAUGUGAGAACUAUCAAUAGGUAGAAACCACAUAAACAAGUUCUCUCCUGGAGUUCUCCAUAAUUUUUAAGACUAUAAAGUAGCCCUGAGCCCACUGAGAGCCACUGUGUGGGUUGGUGGGUAAUUUCUCUAAGUCCUGCGAUUUUUCAUGGCUUCCUCUCUUAGUACCAUUAGGUGGGUGUCUCUCUUGUCUUCACUGGGAGAUUACCAACCCCAAGGGGGCAACAAUGUAGCCUAUUUAUCCUCAGACAUCUUUCCUCACCACUGUAUUGGUUGCCCUGCAAUAACCACGAUAACAAUAACAGCAGCGGUGGAUAGCGUAUUGGGGUCCGGCUGGGCGGUCUCAUCAGCCCCAUUAACAGAAGAGGAGCCUAACGGUCAGAGAGGUUAAAUGCCUCGCCGCGAUACGAUUAGUGCCAUCCAGAGAAGGGUUUUUCUUCCUGCCAGAAAGCGCCGUUUGCUCCAGGCACAAACCGAUUUUACCCCCGGAAGAUGCGCCCCUUGACAACUCCAGGUGUCAUAAAGCGCCACUUGGGUCAGGCGUCCCGGAGAAAGGCAGGUCGCGUCCUCGGUCAUUACCUAAGAGAUCCGACAGCAGCGACGUCUCCAGACGGGAGCCAGGUCUCGGCGGGGAGGAAGGAGGGGCCGUUUGAUCGGGUUUCCCGGCGGCAGACCGGGCUGCCAGCUCCCCCGAUUUCCCCCUCCGCGGUUUCCACGCCUGUUUGCCGCUUCUUUCCCAUCCCGCGCCCUGCCUGGGGCCCCGGAGGGCCCCUCGGGUAAUUAGGAUAAGCACCCAGCGUCAUUUGAAUAUUUAAAACGGGACAAUUAAACCGCGGCUGAAACCCUAGUCGGAGGCCGGUCUAGGGUUACCUCCGGGGGCGGACGCCUCCCUCCCGGCACACUUGAACCUGACGGAGGCUCUCAGCGCGACCAUUUCGGCUGUUGUCAGAGCGAACGUGGGCUUGGGCGGCCAGGGAGAAGGAAAGGGCCUCGGGCGGCCGGGGAGAAGGAAAGGGCCUCGGGCGGCCGGGGAGAAGGAAAGGGCCUCGGGCGGCCGGGGAGAAGGAAAGGGCCUCGGGCGGCCGGGGAGAAGGAAAGGGCCUCGGGCGGCCGGGGAGAAGGAAAGGGCCUCGGGCGGCCGGGGAGAAGGAAAGGGCCUCGGGCGGCCGGGGAGAAGGAAAGGGCCUCGGGCAUGGCCGGUCCCGCGAGGCCGCCACCGGCCCCGAGGGGCCGCCGAAGCCCGGGCCGGGCCUCGGGAUGAGCGCUCGGAGCCGGCAGCAUGCCGGGAUGCUUCCCCAAGACGUGGCUGGCCGCGGCCGCGCUGCUGAGCCUCGCGUCCUUCCUGAUGCUGGCGACCGCGCUGGCCGUGCCCCGGUGGCUGACGGGGAGGAUCCUGUGCCAGACCGGAGCUGAGCUGGUCAACGCCACGGCCCCCGAGCUGGCCAAGUUCAUAGGGGACAUCUCGUACGGGCUCUUCCGCGGCUGCAAGGUGCGCCAGUGCGGCCUGGGGGGCCGCCGCUCCCGCUUCACCAUCUUUCCUCACAUGGUGAAGCAGUUGAACACCGGCCUUCAUGUCAUGAUUUUAAUCUUCCUUUUUAUGGCCAUGGCCUUGGCCCUGGUCAGUAUGGGAUUUGCAAUCCUCAAUAUAAUAAAAGUCCCGUAUCGUGCCGUAAACGGUCCUGCUGGGAUAUGUCUGUGGAAUAUGCUUGCAGGUGGUGUCGUGGCUUUGGCCAUCGGAAGCUUCGUGGCGGCCGUGAAGUUCCACGACCUCACGGACAGAAUUGCCAAUUUUCAGGAAAAGAUCUUUCGGUUCGUUGUCGUGGAGGAACGGUACGAAGAGUCUUUCUGGAUCUGUGUGGCAAGUGCUACAGCUCACGCGGCCAAUUUGCUGGUGGUGGCCAUAAGUCAGAUUCCCCUUCCUGAGAUAAAGACCAAAGUAGAAGAAGCGACCGUGACGGCCGAGGAUAUCUUGUAUUAAUGGCCUCCCCUACCUGAGAAAGGCUCGUGGGAGAUGAAGUGAAGCAUCAUCUUUCGAGUUCUCAUGUUGCUGACUUGGAUGAAGACCUUUCUUCCUUCACGCUCUGGCCACAAAUUAAUUGGCAGUGAGUUUAUAGAUUCUAUAAAAGUCAAUGGAAACUGUCGGUAAUUAUAGCCAGGGAUUGUAAAUUAUAUACGGCACGGACCUCAUUGCCUGAAAAAGGAAUUAAUGGUGUAAUCGAAGAUGUACAAUAGUAGCAUUUUCUCUAGAGACUUUAUCCCAGGAAAUAGAUGGACUCGGAAAAGUCAAGAUGACCCUCUGACUGAUUUAUGCUGUAUUCUUUUAAGGGAAGCAGAUGGGAAGAUGGUGGUGGAGAGGCUCGUGUUCCAUUGGUUAACACAUGUCUAUUGAAUGAAGUAGAUUCAUUCUUGUUGUGGGACGGGCCUGUAAAUUAAAUGACUCACCAGAGGAGUUCUGAGGAGAGCCGUUGGCAGAGCGAAGCGUGCUCUCAGGAUCUGCUGGGGAGGCGCAGGUGGCUGGGGGAAGGCUUCCGGGAAUCGUGCCCCGGGAUUCGCACCCAGAUGUGAAGACUCAUUUUCCACUUUUGUCUUCACGCCAAGCGGGAUUCAACAGCGCCCUCCUCUCGGCCCCAAGCACGCACAUCAGCUCCAUCGUUUUUCUAAAAGGCCGGCCCUGGCUUCCACAAGGAGGAAGUUCACUGCCCAGAAGGAAGUCGAAAACUCUUUUGUAUCUGGGACCAACCUCAGCAGCCCAAAGGCCCAGAGUCCCACAGCUAGCAUGCAUCCAAAGCAGGAUUUCAACUCAGAACUUCUUGACCCCAAGAAGUCUAACUGCAACACUGCUGCUCUACCCCUAGAAGCUCCAUAUCAUUUGAAAAAUGAUGGUUUUAUACUUCCAUAUAGUCUUACAGGAUUUCUUGUGCUCUGUUGGGUUGGCUUAAUGUCAGAGGAAAAAGCUCUGGAUUCAGAGUCAAGAGUCGCAAGUUCAAAAUCUGACUGCCACUAAUUGGCUGGGUGGCUGCUCAAAUAAUUGCUCUAAGCCUCAGUUUUUGUAUCUGUAAAAUGGGAAUAAGAUCAUUUGUUCCCUGCCCACUGACCUCCUGCCUAACUUCAGUGCUCAGAAGUUGGAUUGAUUUCAGUGCCCCGUCUCCCUGGCUCAGAGCUGACACCGAUGAUGUGUAAGUUAUGUGUGUGAUUUGUCCAGCUCUUACAGACUCAUGUGAUCAAUUUUAAGCUUCCUGUUAACGUGAAGAACAUUACCACGGAUCAUUCAAAACAAUACCAAACUCUCAAAGCAUUUCUUUUUUUUCUAAACCCUGUUCUGCUUAGAGCAACGUAAAAAUUAAUUUGCAUUCCCAAGGUACAGAGUAUCCUCAGGUUUAUUCAGUGCUUAGGGAGACUUCCUCCUCACAGCAUCCCUGGCAGAUAGUCUAUCCGUGCAGCAUUACUGUACCCAUUAUGCAGAUGAGGACACUGAAGCCAGAGUGGCACCUGUUUAUCUGGUUAUUCUCUACCUAGCCACUUGUGUCUUGAGCACCGGGAGGGUCCUGGGGGAGCGUUUAGAGCUGGCUAGAGCACUGGAAGCUGACACCGGACUUGGUUCCUUAUUACCUGUGUUACCUUGGACAGCGCUUUUGCUUGUCAGCAGGAAUGUAGCAGUAGUAUCUUUAAGGUUCCUUCCAAUUCUAAAUUUGGAACAAACAAACAAAAAAAAGACCAUCCCUAAUAUUGGCUUGGGGGGGAGGGAGGGGGGAUUAUUGAGAGAUUAAGACAUUCCAAUAUGUUUUCCAAAUAUUCCUUGAUGAUUCACCAUCUUAAAUGGAGCCAAAGGAGGUAAGAAAGACUCAGACCCACCUUGUUUCAGAGACCUGGAACACUUUGGCUUUCAUAAGCACCAAUCGUUGGUAAUAAUGGUCAAAUUAAUGUUUUUAAUAUUUUAUUGUCUUAAUGAAAUAAUUUACAUAAAAAAACACUAAUCAUAUUCCUAUUUUCUGAUUAAUGUGAAGUUACGACAAUGUUAAUAUUUAUUUUAAGAUUGCUAAUACGCAUAUAAAUCGUGAUUGCCAAUAUUAAAUGCACUGAAUUGUACCAAAGCUAAUGAGAUAUAGCAUAUUAAUUUUUUAAAAAUAUAAUAUUAGUGAAACUAACUCAUUAUCUAGAUUAUUAGUGAAAAUAAGGAAUUACUUUAAUUCACGAAAAUGUGUGUAGUAAAAGGAAGAUUAAUUAUAUUUCUUCAAUUCUCAGAAAAACCAGUUUGUGGAAAUGAGCUUCUCCAAUUUGUUGUAACUUUUUAGAACUUUUAAAUAGGAGAGUUUUAAGAAAUUAAAAUUGUUUAUUUGCUUGA
Antechinus flavipes (yellow-footed antechinus) is the source of this 4520-nucleotide messenger RNA. It is a transcript of the gene CLRN2, whose product is annotated as clarin 2. Bases 1458 to 2156 code for a protein of 232 amino acids. The transcript is spliced from 3 exons. Lineage: Eukaryota; Metazoa; Chordata; Mammalia; Dasyuromorphia; Dasyuridae. The record is from RefSeq and is a predicted model, not a curated record.